Molecule: messenger RNA, 2517 nt
Organism: Aureobasidium subglaciale EXF-2481
Lineage: Eukaryota; Fungi; Ascomycota; Dothideomycetes; Dothideales; Saccotheciaceae
Exons: 2
Coding region: 1-2517 (838 amino acids)
Source: RefSeq, a predicted model, not a curated record
AUGCCUCCCAAGAAGGCUGGCAAGAAAGGCAAGAAGGCCAAUAGUGCCAACGACAAAAAAUCACCACCCAAAGGUGUAGCAAGACCUGCAGCAAAGACUGCGAAAGAUGACAAAAGAAAACGCGACGAUGACAAUGACGAAGAAGCCGACUCUGGAAGAAGGACCAAAAAGUCUGAUACCAGAGUACGAGACUUCUCACCAGAGGCAGCCAAGAUCAAUCGAGUAAAGGAGUACUUGAGUGCCAGGAUUAAGGAUCUUGGAUUCAAGGUAGAGCCUGUCGAAGGUCACGAACCCGACGAUGAGGACGAAGAGGAACCCGAGGACGACUGGAACUCCAUUGGUCGCCUACGUAAACGCUGUGACGACCGCCUUGACGAUAUUGAGGAAGCUAUCCGCGCAGUCGGUCGCGAACUGUAUGAUGGGCUCGAUCUCCCGGAACGUCAGAGCGAUGAAACUCGACAUGAUAAGAGACAGAAACAAUUUGACCAAGAUGCGUUGGACAAGGAGAUCGAGCCUCUUGUAGAUAAAAGGCGUCUAGCGCCCAGCAAGAACUUUCCUGACGGCCGAAGAUACAAGACAGCAAAACAGCUGGGAGAUAUGGCAAAGCACUUGUCAGAACUGCUUGCGACUGAAUUGCUUCGUCGCCGUGUCCAGCAUCCAAAUGACGUGAGUCGCUUCGCGCAUCCAAGCAAACGUAUCAGAAAGCAAGGGCAAGAAACAGAAGCUACAGGAGAGGACCCACAGGAAACUAGACCGCUCGAGCAACAAUGGGACAAGCACGGUCUUACGCUCCGGGAACUACUCGAUUUAUACAAUCAGCAGGGCCAUGUAGGCCAGGCUAUUGCUCGGGACGACCUCCUGAAGAGAUGCAAGCAGUAUGGCCUUAGUACUGUCGGAGACCUCUGGGAUCUAGAAAGGGGAAUACUCCUUUACGAGCUUGCAAACAAACAACGCAUGUAUGGACUAUCUCGGGAUGCGAUCAAUGCUGUAAUCACUGCUAUAGGCGAUCUUAGAGCCCCAACAAGCUCCGACGCAGCUGGUGGUGCUGCUGGUGAUGGUGAUGAUGAUAGUGACGAUACUGGCGGUUCGUUCGGCGACCUGGAGAAGAGUAAGGGAGCACUUGGCAAGGGAUCCCCGUGCAAGGGGAGUCCGGGCAAGAAAGCUCCGGGUAAGGGGGCUCCGGGCAAGCGCAGUCCGGAUAAGGGGGCUCAGGCUAAAGGGGCUCAGGCGAAGGGGGCUCAGGCAAAGGGGGCUCAGGCAAAGGGGGCUCGAGGGUACAACACCAAAGGCAAGCCAAACACAAGAUCGAACAAAGCGAUUGACCUUGUCGCCGAAGAUACGGUGCUCAUAGAACGGCCUCAACUGACAGUCACCGACGGUGGUCAGAGUCAAAUCUUCACGCAAGCCAAUGUCAGAGGCACAGGGAAUCGUUGCAUGUGGCAUGCAGUUCAAUUGGCCUGGCUAGGAUCGCAGACCGGGGUGGGUAAUCGUCAAACCAACGCAAUCAGAUAUCCCGUGAACAUGCGGGUACGCCAGCUCUGGGCUGCCGUCAUGGGCUCAGACGAUAAUCCUGCUCGUCGAGCAAGACGUGAUCUUUACCAAAACAUCCAGGCAAACAGUUUGCUCAGCCAAGAUGGCUCCUUACAGAAGCGUAUCAAUAAUAUGGCGAUGGGCGAUCUUGAUAUGCUACAGGUAGUUGCCGAUGCACUCGACGUAGAAAUCUUUACAUAUACCCCUGCUCACCUGGACGAUGGUUCUGUCGCGUGGCAUAGGUACGUGAGGGGCCAACAGCAGACCGACCCAGCACGUCAGAUCCAUAUUGCCAAUUACCUUAGUGCGGUUCAUUGGACAGCUCUUACACCAGUGGGCACUACCAGCAAUAUUACCUUGCCUGCACUCCCGCAAGGAAAUAGGGAGCCGAUACCAGGGGUCGGUCCUCCCAACCCGAUUCCACGUCUUCGACCUGGGCACGCAGAUAACACAGAUCUGAGGCCGCAAGAUCAGCGUGAUGAUCCGGAGGAUGGACAUGUUGCCAGAUUAAGCAAAGACGAGGACAAGGAAGAUGACAGGAUGGAAGAAGAUGAACAAGUGGAGGACGAUGAUGGCGAUGGUGGUAAUGAUAAUGAUGGUAGAGACGACGGUCCACCCGAUAACCAAGACGACCAAGGCAAUGGCGGAGCAGAUACCAGCGCAGCUCCCGCCGCCGCCAGAAGACAGUCAUCUUCGAGAGCACGCUCGACCCGCUCGGCUUCCAAUGCCCCAGCAAGGCCACAGCGGACGCGUGAGAAUGGCGCAUCUCGCAGUCCAUUUCAGAAGCUUGCAAGACGACGUGCACGUACGAAAUCGAAGACCAGAUCGCGAGGCUCGUCUCAUCCAGCCGGUGUACGAAAGACCAAGAAGAAGGUCAAGGCGCUCCGAAAGAUUUUCCCGAAUUUCGACACUGCGAUGUCCAGCCCACAAGUCACUGCCGGCGCUAUACGCUCUCCUUUCCGUCGCUCGACUUUCGCUAGUCUUUAG